AUGGCGUCCGGAAGUUGGAAUAUGAAAGCUUUGGAGGAGGAGGUGAUGAGAGUGCAGGUAGCAGAAGAAGAGGAGGAUGAGGUAGCGAUUGAGGAGAGGGAUGAAGACGAUGGGAUCGAUGCGAGAUGGUGCUUAGUGGGCAGAUUUUUAUCAGAUAGAGACUUCGAUUUUGAAACAAUGCAGAAUGUACUUGCUUCACUAUGGAAACCAGGCAUGGGCAUGUUUGUCAAGGAACUACCACCAGACAGGUAUUUGUUUCAAUUUUAUCAUGAGGUGGACAUCCAAAGGGUGAUUACAGGGAGCCCUUGGACAUUUAAUCGGAUGCAAUUGAUACUGGCCAGAUUGAAAGAGGGGGAGAAUCCACAGGAGAUAAUGUUGAAUAAGUUAGACAUCUGGGUUCAAGUUUUCGAUUUGCAACCUGGUUGUAUGUCGAAUAGUGUUCUUCGUAAUAUAGCCAAAGUAAUGGGGCAGUUUGUGGAGUCGGAUCCUAAGAAUUUUUUGGGCGUGUGGAGGGAUUACUUCAGAGUGCGGGUGACCAUCGACAUCAAUAAACCAUUGAGAAGGCGUAUGAGACUGACAAAGCCUGAUGGAACAACAUUUUGGGCUACUUUCAAGUAUGAAAGAGCGCCAACCUUUUGUUUUAUAUGUGGAAUCAUUGGCCAUUCAGAAAGGUUUUGUGUCAAACUUUUUGACAAGCCACUAGACCAAAUUGUUAAGCCUUAUGGGGAGUUUAUGAGAGCCAAAUUCCAGAACCGAAAGCAAAACAUUGGUGCGAAAUGGCUUAGAACUCGAGGGUGGACUCCAGGGGCGGUGGUCGGAGAGAGCAGUGGUGGAUCGUUGGAGAAUCAUAUGGGAGAGACCAAUAUGGAAAGUGACAGCCAGGGAGAGGAAGGUGGCAAUAAUCGUGGAGAUAAAGGUGGAGAAAAAGAAGCUAAUUUGAAUCAGGAGGUGAUUUUGCAAGAUUCUAGGAAGACUAAUAAGGAAAAUAAUCUCAGUGUAGAGAUCUCUGACUCACAAAUGGAGGAAUCAGCUACACAACAAUUGGAUGGGAAUGUAUUAAUACUGGAUAAUAAAAGGAGAAAGUCAACAGAGGCUUUGGAAAAGGAAGCUUCGGUGGGCUUGGAAAGUGUUGGGCUUUCAAAAAACUCAAAUUUGGCGGGCUUCUCAUAUGGGGCUCGCCCAACAUUAUGA
Messenger RNA from Cannabis sativa, 1191 nucleotides. RefSeq lists its product as uncharacterized. The record is from RefSeq and is a predicted model, not a curated record. Bases 1 to 1191 code for a protein of 396 amino acids. The transcript has a single exon. NCBI's taxonomy places the organism in Eukaryota, Viridiplantae, Streptophyta, Magnoliopsida, Rosales, Cannabaceae.